Closterium sp. Naga37s-1 is the source of this 1749-nucleotide messenger RNA. NCBI's taxonomy places the organism in Eukaryota, Viridiplantae, Streptophyta, Zygnematophyceae, Desmidiales, Closteriaceae. The record is from the annotation of a GenBank genome assembly.
AUGGCGCUCAUCCUUCACGCGACGUGCGGUGCCCACAUCGUCGCAGGCCUUCCUCCCCUCCACAGACCGACGCGCACCUCGUCUCACCGCGCUUCACCCCGCUAUUUCAAUGUCUCGUCUGCUGGGCGCGUUCUUUCCCAGAGGAACCUGAGCGCUUAUCAGUUAGCGUCGCUCGUUCCACUGCCGCUAAUUGCCCACGCGGCAGCAGCGUCAGCGAAGCUUCAGCGAAAUGCCGCGCUCAAGCCGCGCGCCAUCGCUCGCCAAUCAGAGUCGUCGCAGGAUGAUUUUUUAGAAUCGUCGCAGCACAAUGCAUCGCAAAACAAGCCGGCCUCCUUCACCCUUAAGGCGGCUUCGGCAGCUGUAGCCGCAGCUAUAGCCGCCGCUACGUCCGCAAUCUCUGCAUUCACUGCUCCUUCAGCGCUCGCCGUCGAUUCCGACGCGCUUUCUCGCUACGAGCAAAUCGCCGGCAAGGCCGUGCAGCGCUCCGUCGUUACAAUCACUUCCGCUGCCGCCACUGGGCCCGUUAAUGUCACAUCGGCUGGGGAAGCCGCCGGAGCUGCCGCUGCCGGGGAGGCCGCUAGUGCCGCCGCAGGCGCCGUGACUGACGCCGCCUCCGCCGCCGCGUCUUCCGCUCCGGAAGCCGUGACCGCCGUUACUGCCGCUGUGUCCGACGCUGUCGCCGCCGCCGCAUCUGCUGCCGCACCUGCCGCGGUGACUGAAGCCGCGUCAGCCGCCGCCUCUGCCGCCACUUCCGCCGCCACUUCUGCAGCGGCUGGAGUCGCCGACCUGUUCACCAGCGCAGUCCCCGCGGCCGCAUCUGCUGCAGCGUUUGACGCCGAAGUGGCCCUCACUUUCGCGGCCGUAGCGGGAGCGACGGCGCUGCUCGCGGGGGCGUUCUCGUUUCUCACGCGGAAGCAGUACGCGGGGGAUUUGACCCCAGAAACCGCCUUAGAAAAAGCCCUGGAAGAGGUUGGGGAGGAGUGGGAGGAAGAAGGCGAGGCAGUCGUUCUUCUAGACAUUCGCGACGGCAAGGAGAAAAGCCGAUCGGGUAACCCGACGCUGAAAAGCUCGCCGAAGCGGCUGGUAGCGGAGGCGUAUCGCGAAGACUCGGUGAAGCGGAAAGCGGAGGAGAGUGAGGGGGACGGGGAGGACGACGUAGUGAUUGAAUUGGGUGAUCUUAAAGAGGGGUUCCUCGACGCGGUUAAGGAGGCUAAAGCCGAAGGGGGGCUGCCGUGGAAGAAGCCGUUCCUCCGCCUGCCCACGCCUGCGCUACCCUCACUCCCCUCGCUCCCCUCGUUCAACCUCGGAAUCAACCUCGAAGAGUCCGUUUCUACAGUGAAAGAAGUCUUCACCACCGUAGAGAGUGGUGCAGCAAAAACAGCGUCAGCAGCGGCAUCAGCAGCUCCUGCAGCUCUCGGCAUCCUCGCUGCUGCUGGGCUGUCCGUGGCCGUGCUGGCAGAGGCCGAGGCACUACUAACGCUCGUGGCGUCAGUGGCGCUCGUGCAGUUCAUUGCCACGAAGCUGCUCUUCGCUAAGGGGGCCCAUGCAGCGAGUGGCGCUCGUGGCGCUCGUGCAAUUCAUUGCCACCAAGGUGCCCACAUGGGGGGGAGUGAAUCACACCUGCUCGCCCCUGUGGCGCUCGUGCAGAUCACCAAGCUGCUCUUUGCUAAGGGGCGAUGGGCUAAGGUGGGGGGAUGUGCUAGGGGCGAUGGACUAAGGUGGGGGGAUGUGCUAGGGGCGAUGGACUAA